This is a messenger RNA of Hyalella azteca, 921 nucleotides long. RefSeq names its product guided entry of tail-anchored proteins factor 1. The coding region runs from base 54 to 584 and encodes 176 amino acids. Gene Ontology annotation, biological process: tail-anchored membrane protein insertion into ER membrane. NCBI's taxonomy places the organism in Eukaryota, Metazoa, Arthropoda, Malacostraca, Amphipoda, Hyalellidae. The record is from RefSeq and is a predicted model, not a curated record. The transcript is spliced from 4 exons.
GUCCUGCUGCUGCAAAUUAAUUGUGCACUGAGACUGAUAGUUUGAUUUUAGGCAUGGCAUUUAUAUCUACACUUGUUGUAGCAUCUUUAGUCAGUUGUGCUAGUUACAUUGCAUCUCCAGUAAAGAACAUAUUGGGACGGUUUGUGUGUGGGGGCGAAAAGGCAGAAGAAAAGCGUCUCUUGUCAGAAAUUUCGUCCCUGAAACGAAGUCUCCAAAGCAUUAGCAUGACCGACCAAUUUCCUGACUGGGCAAAACUGCAAAGGCAAAUAAAUGCUGUCACUCAAAAAUAUCAAGCAAUAGCAUCUCAACGGUACAAGCAGGAACAGAUGAUACGUAGAGUGUGCAGUGUGCUGGUGGAUGUUGUCGUGCUCUUGUUCACGCUGUGGUACGUCUGGUACAGUCGUGGCUCUGCCGUCGCCGCCCUUCCCGCCCACCUGCUAACGCCCCUCGAAAAUGUGCUCGCAAUGCCUGCUUGUGAGCCCGGCCAGAUCUCAGUGAUGGUUUGGAUGGCGUGUGUGAGGUCGCUGGUGUCACGCGUUGCUGUUUGUUUCUCAACGAAGGCUGCUACCGCUGCCGCUACUUGAUCACAAGCAAGAGAAAGGAAGUUUAUUUAACUCCAUAAUUGAUAUUAAUUAAUUUAUUUGUUUCUCAACGAAGGCUGCUACUGCCGCCGCUACGGGACCGCAAGCAAGAGAAAUUAAAUUUAUUUAACUCCAUAAUUGAUAUUAAUUAAUUUAUUUGUUUCUCAACGAAGGCUGCUACUGACGCCGCUACUUGACCGCAAGCAAGGGAAAAUUAAUUUUAUUUAACUCCAUAAUUGGUAUUUAUUAAUUUAAAUCAGUAAUAAACUACCAACUUUUGCUGUUCUUGUAUCACGUUACCACUUGCCUUAAUUGCUUUUUAUUCGUAAAAUUAAAUUUU